UGCUUUUGUUCUAGUUUGAUUUUUUUGCUGUUCGCUCGUUCGUUCGUUCGUUCGUUCGUUUCCAAGUCACAUCCUCAAGCAAAACAAACAACCGACUGUGCAAGUGUGUUUCACCUUCAAACGCAACAAAACGUGAUUUGAUUCGAUCCUCUGCCCUGGCUGGAUUCAAGCAAGCGCCCGAUAAUCAUGUCCGAACUGGCCGCUGCUGCUGCUGCUGCUGUUGCUGACGCUGGCACUCUCGGAAACGACACUGUCUGCGAUAUCAACUCGGGCGACACUGCAUGGGUAUCCAUCUCGUUUGUGCUCGUGCUGGGCAUGAUGCCGGCGCUGGCCUUUUUCGAGGCAGGCCUGCUGCGCUCCAAGAACACCUUGUCGAUUAUUACGCAGAUUUUCAGCGGCAUUGCCGUGCUCAGCACCAUGUGGAACGUCUUUGGCUACUCGCUCACUUUCGGCACCGAUCAGGGUGGCGUCAUUGGCACCUUUGACAAUGCGCUCUUCCUGGACGUGUCGUUCUCGCGCUGCUCGCCGCACGCGCCAACCAUUCCCGCGGCUGUGUUUGCCCUCUUCCAGAUGAUGUUUGCCGCCAUCACCCCGCUGCUCAUGACGGGCUCGUUCGCAGAGCGUCUCAAGUUCCGCUCCUUCAUGCUCAUCAUUAUUUUGUGGGAGAUUUUCGUCUACUACCCGGUGGCGCACUGGAUUUGGGGCAACGGCUGGCUCGCCAAGCUCGGCACGCUCGACUUUGCUGGCGGCAUUGUCAUUCACACGACUGCUGGCGCAAGCUGCCUUGUUGGCGCACUCCUUCUCGGUCGUCGCCAGGGGUUUGACCAGUACCACGGCGAGUUCCCACCCUCCAACGUGCCGCUGGCUGCUCUCGGUGCCGGUCUUUUGUGGAUGGGCUGGUUUGGCUUUAACGCAGGCAGCGCGCUCCGCGCCGGUGCCCUCUCGACGUCCGCCAUCGCCUCCACCCAGAUUGGCUCGAGCAUGUGCGGAUGUGUCUGGUUUUUCAUUGCCUGGUGGCGCCAUCGCCCGUCGACCCUGGCCAUCUUGAACGGUGUCAUUGCAGGCCUCGCAGGCAUCACCCCUGCCGCUGGCUACAUUAACUCCCAGGCCAGCCUGGUCCUCGGCCUUGUUCUGGGCGUUGCCUCGUACUUUAGCGUGCACUUCAUCAAGGGCCGCCUGCGCAUUGACGAUGCCUUGGACGUCAGCUCGGUGCACGGUCUGACUGGCAUUAUCGGAGCGCUGGCCACUGGCCUUGCAGCGGACGCGAGCAUUGACGAGGGCAUUCCGAACGGCGUGAUCAACGGUGGCGGCUGGUGGCUGUUUGGCUACCAAGUGACGGGCGUCGUUGUUGCUGGCACCUACGCUGCCGCCGUCACCUUUGUGAUUAUGAAGGCGAUUGACCGCUUCGGAGGCCUUGCCAUCUCUGAAGAGGAGGAGCACCACGGUCUGGACCAUGUCGAGCACGGCGAGCGCGCGUACGAUCACUACUUUGACGAGAACAAUCUGGCCUCGAGCCAAAUCUCCUCCCCGGUGCCCAUGCUCCAUGCGGCUCAAAAUAUUGACGAGGAGGACGAGCAGACUGCCCUCAUCUCCAAGAAGCCCUCUGCCAACCCCAGCCCGCGUCCGCCAUCAUCGCUCUCCCGUGGCACGACUCCUGCGCCCCGCAUCUCCCGCGAUGUUAACACGACUGGCAGUGGCUUUUUCUUUGAGCGUACCAAGCUGAGCAAGAACAUUCAAUAACCGGAUGUUCCUCAGCCGUGCGUGGUUGUUGUCGUAGUUGCUUUUUCUGGUUUCUCUUGUUUUAUUUGGUUGUUUCGUUGUCGGUUUAGUUUUCUACCACCAUAAAGAGUUUUUGCUCGUCAGUUUUGUU
Molecule: messenger RNA, 1870 nt
Organism: Capsaspora owczarzaki ATCC 30864
Lineage: Eukaryota; Filasterea; Ministeriida; Capsasporidae
Product: ammonium transporter AmtA
Exons: 1
Coding region: 187-1740 (517 amino acids)
Biological process (GO): ammonium transmembrane transport
Cellular component (GO): plasma membrane
Molecular function (GO): ammonium channel activity
Source: RefSeq, a predicted model, not a curated record